CCCACAACGCCAGGCUCUCUGUGCCAUUCAACUAGGUCCCACCUUCUCCAGGCCCCGCCCCUGUCGCCUGGUCCUACCCUUCUCCCCACCCUUAAGCAGCAGGUCUUGAGGCUCUGGUGGGCCCCGCCCCCUUCGCAAUGCCCCGCCCCACGAGCCCGCGCCGCCCGUUUCAGACCCGUUGGCACCAGGCUAACAGCUCCACAACAUCGGCGGCCCUGGACGCCGCUGGCGGCCCGCCCUAGGCAGCCAGGCCCCACCAAGCCCGGCCCUCGCAGGGGUCUUUCUUCCUAACUCCACAGCCCCACCGGCAUGGAUGAUGUUCAUCUUGGGGAGGACCUCGAGGGUAAAGACACAGAGUUCACAUGGGAGGUGAAGGCCAAUGACCGAGCCUACCACAUGCAGUUCAAGAAGAAGGGCUUCCUAUGCUGGAGGCAGAAGAAGUACAAGAGCAACGCCAUCCACACUGCCAAAUACAAUGUCUUCUCCUUCCUGCCUCUGAACCUGUAUGAGCAGUUCCGUCGAGUGUCCAAUCUCUACUUCCUUUUCAUCAUCGUCCUGCAGAGCAUCCCUGAGAUCUCCACACUGCCUUGGUUCACACUCUUUGCACCUCUGGUCUGCCUGUUUGUGAUCCGGGCCGCCCGUGAUCUUGUGGAUGACAUUGGUCGACACAGGAGCGAUAAGAUCAUCAACAACAGGCCUUGCCAGAUCCUGAGGGGGAAGAGUUUCCUGUGGAAGAAAUGGAAGAAUCUAUGUGUGGGGGACGUGGUGUGUCUCAGAAAAGACAGCAUUGUCCCGGCUGACUUGCUCCUGCUGGCCAGCACAGAGCCCAGUAGCCUGUGCUACGUGGAGACUGCAGACAUCGACGGGGAGACCAACUUGAAAUUCAGGCAGGCUCCGACGGUCACGCACCAUGAACUUACCAGCCCAAAGAAGAUGUCUUCCUUCCAGGGUACAGUGACUUGCGAGGAACCCAACAGCCGGAUGCAUCAUUUCGUGGGGAGCCUGGAGUGGAACAGCAGGAAGUACCCGUUGGACAUCGGGAACCUCCUCCUGCGUGGCUGCAAGAUCCGCAACACAGACACCUGCUAUGGCCUGGUCAUCUACGCUGGUUUAGACACAAAAAUCAUGAAGAAUUGUGGGAAGAUUCAUCUGAAGAGGACCAAGCUGGACCUGAUGAUGAACAAGCUGGUGGUCCUGAUCUUCAUAUCCCUGGUAAUUAUGUCCACGUUGUUAACACUGGGCUUCACCUUCAUGGUGAAAGAAUUCAAAGCCAAGCAUCACUACAUGUCAUCGACACAAAAGCACUCGGAGGCAAUGGAGUCCUUCUUCAUCUUCUGGGGCUUCCUCAUCUUGCUCAGCGUCAUGGUGCCCAUGGCCAUGUUUAUCAUCGCUGAAUUCAUCUACCUAGGCAACAGCAUUUUCAUCAACUGGGACCUCAAUAUGUACUACGAGCCGCUGGACAUGCCGGCCAAGGCCCGCAGCACCAGUCUCAAUGACCAACUGGGCCAGGUGCAGUACAUCUUCUCAGACAAGACCGGGACACUGACGCAGAACAUCAUGACCUUCAAGAAGUGCUGCAUCAAUGGCUGCAUCUAUGAUUCAGACGAUGAACAUGGGACGCUCCGGAAGCGGAACCCGUAUGCCUGGAACCCAUUCGCUGAUGGCAAACUCCAGUUCUAUAAUAAGGAGCUGGAAUCCCUGGUGCAAGGCCAGAGGGACAGAGCAGUACAAGAGUUCUGGCGUCUGCUGGCCAUCUGCCACACUGUGAUGGUACAGGAGAAAGACAACCAGCUACUAUACCAGGCUGCCUCCCCUGAUGAGGAGGCACUGGUCACCGCUGCCCGGAACUUUGGCUACGUGUUUCUGUCUCGGACCCAGGACACCAUCACCGUAGUGGAGCUAGGGGAGGAACGGGUCUACCAGGUUCUGGCCAUGAUGGAUUUCAACAGCGUUCGCAAACGGAUGUCAGUGUUGGUCCGAAACCCAGAGGGCUCCAUCUGCCUCUAUACCAAGGGUGCUGACACCGUCAUCUUGGAGCGUCUUCACAGUAAGGGUGCCAUGGAGGCCACCACCGAGGAAGUCUUGGCUGCCUUUGCAGAGCAGACCCUGCGCACCCUGUGCCUGGCCUACAAGGAUGUGGCGGAGGAUGCCUACAAAGAGUGGGAACCUGAGCACCAGGAGGCCACCCUCCUGCUGCAGAACCGCGCACAGGCCCUGCACCAUGUGUAUAAUAAGAUGGAACAGAACCUGCAGCUGCUGGGAGCCACAGCCAUUGAAGACAAACUGCAAGAUGGCGUUCCUGAGACCAUCAAAUGCCUCAAGAAGGGAAACAUUAAAAUGUGGGUGCUGACCGGGGACAAGACAGAGACCGCAGUGAACAUCGGCUUUGCGUGCCAGCUGCUGUCGGAGAACAUGUUAAUUCUGGAAGACAAGGACAUCAAUCGUUUACUGGAGAACUAUUGGGGCGAAAACAUACACCAGAGGGCGUUCAAAAUGAUGACCCACCACAACAUGGCCUUGGUUAUCAAUGGAGAAUUCUUGGAUCAGCUGCUCCUGUCCUUGCGCAAGGAGCCCCGAGCCCUGGUCCAGAAUGCAGUGGUGGAUGAGGCCACCCAGGAGCCGGGUGUGUCCGCGUUAGACUUCCUCCAGGCGCGGAGGAUCUCCCAGAUGUGGAGAUACUUUGGGCCCUCCCUGGCAACGUCCCAGGCAGUCGCCUCCAAGAUCCGCGAGAGCCCCGAGGUGCGGCGGGAGAGGGCCUUUGUAGACCUGGCCUCCAAAUGCCAGGCUGUCAUCUGCUGCAGGGUGACGCCCAAGCAGAAGGCCCUUGUGGUGGCGUUGGUGAAGAAAUACCAGCAGGUGGUGACGCUGGCCAUCGGAGAUGGAGCCAACGAUGUGAACAUGAUCAAGACUGCGGACAUUGGUGUAGGGCUGGCGGGCCAGGAGGGCAUGCAGGCGGUUCAGAACAGCGACUACGUGCUGGCCCAAUUCUGCUACCUGCAGCGGCUGCUCCUUGUGCAUGGGCGCUGGUCCUACAUGCGAGUCUGCAAGUUCCUGCGUUACUUCUUCUACAAGACAGUGGCCAGCAUGAUGUCCCAGAUAUGGUUCUCCAUAUUCAACGGCUUCUCUGCACAGCCCCUAUAUGAAGGCUGGUUCCUGGCUCUCUUUAACCUGCUGUAUUCCACACUUCCAGUCCUGUACAUUGGUCUGUUUGAGCAGGAUGUGACCGCAGAGAAGAGCCUAGAGAUGCCCGAGCUGUACAUGGCCGGCCAGAAAGACGAGCUUUUCAACUACUACAUUUUCAUGCAAGCCAUCGCCCACGGCACCAUCACAUCCCUGAUCAACUUCUUUGUAACAAUUCUGACUAGCUCUGACAUGUCCACGAUGGGCAGCUCCAGCGACUGCCAGUCCUUUGGGGUCCUGGUGGCCAUAUCUAGCCUACUGUCAGUCACCCUGGAGGUUAUGCUUAUCGUGAAGUACUGGACGCUCCUGUUUGUGGGCGCUGUCGUGCUCAGCCUCAGCUCCUAUGUGGUCAUGACAAGCCUCACUCAGAGUCUAUGGUUGUACAGGAUCUCACCAAAGACCUUCCCAUUUCUGUUUGCUGACUACAAUGUGCUCCGAGAGCCUUCCAGCCUGCUGUUGAUUGUACUCAAUGUGACCCUGAACGUUCUGCCCAUGCUGGCUUUGCGCAUGAUCCAUAGAACUGUCUUUAAACGGCGCCCCAAGGAGGAAGAGGAGGUCCCAAGUGAAGAAGUAAUCGUGGAGCCGGCCAUGAGGCAUCUUCGCCGCGGGAUCCCGGCGCGCCGCUCCAGCUAUGCCUUCUCGCACCGUGAGGGCUAUGCAAACCUCAUCACCCAGGGCACCAUCCUGCGCAGGCAGACGCACACAGAUGAAUUCUGUGGGGACACAGUCUGCGAGUCUCCGAACCCAUCUGAAGAAGACAUGCCCUCACAAAACAAAGAUUCAAUAUUUAAUCCACGGAAGAUCUCCAUCCUAGCUAAGAAGAGACGUCAGUACUUAGGAAAGGGGUCCCAGGAAGAGGUCCACCCCAAUGCUAGUAGCUCCCAGGCCGUGGAGAAACAGGCCACCAUACCCACUACCACAAGCGCCAUGUCAGGGCAGCUCCCGCUGUCCUCAUCUGAGGAUCAGGCUUUCUACAGUGCAGCUUCACAAUACACCCUGGCAAGCCAGCCAGAACGUAUGGAUGUCAGGUCAUCCUUAUCCCGGAAGAGCCCUCCUCGUUGGAGGGAUUCAGCCUCCUCUAGGACGAGCCAGCUGGAAGUCCCCAGAAAGAAACACAACCACACCUCCAGUUGACCAGAAGCCCAUCCCUAGGGGAUUCCCAGUCAUCCAGGACAAUGCAACAGUCACCUGGGAGUGAGCGGAGCCCUAGCGAGGAGCAAGGCACCGUCUCCCAUGGAGUGCGUAUCAGUGCCCUUUCAAGUCAGAUCUCCACGCAGCUCAAGUGAACAGCUGCCCCUGCUCUAGAGCAGCAGGCAUAGCCAGUCAGCAAACAGCAUCCACAGACAAGAGGGGGCCACAUCCUUGCCUUUUUCUAAUAAAACAGGGUCCCUCUGGCCCCAGGGCUUCUUUGGGCUCACUCCUU
Molecule: messenger RNA, 4603 nt
Organism: Mastomys coucha (southern multimammate mouse)
Lineage: Eukaryota; Metazoa; Chordata; Mammalia; Rodentia; Muridae
Gene: Atp8b3
Product: ATPase phospholipid transporting 8B3
Exons: 28
Coding region: 310-4314 (1334 amino acids)
Biological process (GO): phospholipid translocation; Golgi organization
Cellular component (GO): plasma membrane
Molecular function (GO): magnesium ion binding; ATPase-coupled intramembrane lipid carrier activity; ATP hydrolysis activity
Source: RefSeq, a predicted model, not a curated record